Molecule: messenger RNA, 8118 nt
Organism: Pomacea canaliculata
Lineage: Eukaryota; Metazoa; Mollusca; Gastropoda; Architaenioglossa; Ampullariidae
Product: phosphorylated CTD-interacting factor 1-like
Exons: 13
Coding region: 122-2197 (691 amino acids)
Cellular component (GO): nucleus
Molecular function (GO): mRNA (2'-O-methyladenosine-N6-)-methyltransferase activity; RNA polymerase II C-terminal domain binding
Source: RefSeq, a predicted model, not a curated record
ACACAUUUUGGCAUCAGUGCUAAGAUGGCGCCUUUGCCAAGGAGGUUAACAUCGAGUGUGUUAAUAAUUGUUUACAUUAAGGCCAGAUUGCUUACAACGUGAUCAUUUCUGGGACAGACACAUGCAUAAGGAUAACAUACAAAGAAAUUCCAUGAUGGCUACCAGCAAAAUCGGAGGUGGAGACCCUACAAUACCCUCUUUACAUAUUUCUAGAUCUUCUGUAUCUUCCAUCCCGGUUACCCCACUUUCUCCAGGGAUAGUUGGUGAGCGCUUGCCUGUCAGUCCUGAUCUUGAAGGACAGAACUUGAACAAACCAUUUCCUUUGAGCCCUCAGUCUUUGCAGGCAGAUCCUGUCCAUGAUCUUCCUGUAGAAUUAUUGCAGCUUGGCUGGCGAAGAUUUUGGAGCAAACGUGAAAACCGACCAUAUUAUUUUAAUAAACUAACUAAUGAAUCUCUUUGGGAACCUCCACAGAUUGGAUUGCAAGCUGAUCCUCUAACUGAUCCACUGGGUAUCAACACUCCAGAAGGGGAACCACCAAGCACUGCAUCUUCAUCUUAUGCCCUUAGUCGGGCAGACCUUAAUCCACAGAGCAUAGACUUGAACUCAUCAUCUGAAGUUAUUCAAAUUGGUGGGAAACGUCGGGCUAGCACAGAUUUUCCGUCCCUCAGUCCGUCCAAGAAGAUGGCAUUUAAUUACAACCCCUUCUGGAACUUUGACUUACCUAGCAAUGCAGUAUUUUAUGAGCGAGCACCAGUCACCAUGGCACCACCUCAUCCAGAUGUUGAAAAAUCAAGGUCUACACUCACCACAAAACUGCGAAGUUUGUACAGUGAUCUCUGCCUUAGUCGAGAAGGCAUUUCAGCACCAGCAGAAUCCUUUAAUCGUUGGCUGCUUGAACGCAAAGUCAUAGACAAGGGGUCAGACCCCAUGUUGCCAACACAGUGUGUACCAGAAGUUUCACAGUCCAUGUACAGAGAGAUCAUGAAUGACAUCCCUGUGAAGCUGGUCAAACCUAAGUUUUCACGAGAUGCCCGUAAACAGCUUUAUCGAUAUGCUGAAUCUGCCAAGAAGAUGGUUGAAUCAAGAAAUGCCUCAUCAGAAAGUCGCAAGAUUGUUAUGUGGAAUGCAGAGGACACAUUUCGUUGGCUAAGAGAGAAGAAUAAUGCUAGCUAUGAUGAUUACCUGGAACGUCUUGCUCAUCUGAAGCGACAUUGCCAGCCUCACUUGACAGAAGUUGCCAAAGCAUCUGUAGAAGGAAUCUGCAGCAAGAUCUACCAUUUAUCAUGUGAUUUUGCCAAAAAGCUUGCUGAGAACACUGCUGAUAUUUUAAAGCAGCACAAUAUAACAGAUCCAGGUCCUUUGCCACAGCCAAGACGAAGAAAGGUUAUGUGUUAUGCAGUGCAGGUGAGCAUACCAUCUCCAAGGCUGCCAGCUGUGGAACAUCGCAUAGAUAAGGACUGCUGUUUUUUAAACUACAAGGGUGACACAUUAAAGAUAAACACAGUCCAUUUUCACAAAUUGGAACAACUGUACAGACUGAGCUGUCGAGACGAUCCUCGAUUUGAUAACUUCCUGGCGAGAGUGUGGUGCUUGUUGAAACGUUAUGAGACAUUUUUUGGAACUGCAUCAGAAGCAUUUCGAAUGCAUGGAGCCCUGUCUGUGCCAGUAUUUGAGUGCUUACAUAGACUUUUUGGGGUGACAUUUGAAUGCUUUGCCUCCCCUUUCAACUGCUACUUCAGACAGUAUUGCUCAGCUUUUCCAGACACUGAUGGAUACUUUGGAUCAAGAGGGCCAAUACUUGAUUUUCACCCAACAAGUGGAUCUUUUGAGGCAAACCCUCCAUUUUGUGAGGAGUUGAUGGAAGCCAUGGUGGACCAUUUUGAGAGCUUGCUCACAGAAACACAAGACCCACUUUCUUUCAUUGUUUUCAUCCCUGAAUGGCGAGAUCCUCCUACAGAGGCUUUGAUUCGUCUUGAGUCUAGCCCGUUCAAGCGAGGUUAUUGUGUCUUGCCAGCACAGGACCAUGAAUACAGACAUGGAUUCCAGCACAACUGUCCCUUGGAAGACGUCAAUGUAAAGUCAGUUCAUGGGACACUUGUAGUAUUCCUUCAGAAUGAGGCAGGGUACAAGCAGUGGGGACCUAGUACAGAUAAAAUAAAAGAACUGAUAUUGGCUUCCAAGCCCAAGGUUGCAUAAGGGCCUAAUUUAAUGAGUGGUAAGACAAUCACCUCCAGAGAACAGCGUCUGACAAAACAAAGUGUGCAAUAUUUGUGUCUUGUGCUGUUCUGGCAACAGUGUGAAUAUGGUGGUUCUGAUAUCGUUUUAUUCAGUGAAAUGUGGUGCAGGUUGUUCAGAAGUCGUAUCAAGCAGCAGUGUUUGAGAAUUCGUGGUUUUGAAGGAAGUGCAGAGAAAAUCAGUCCUAGUGACAGAAUAUGUGAUGAUUUAAAAUGAAAACUGCUUUUUGUCCUAGUUGCUGGGGUAAGUGCAUGGAAAACAGAAACAAAAGAAACUGAUGUGGCUAUGGUGUGUCAUAAUCUCACAAUAUAUUUUCCACCAAUCAAUAUUUAUUUUAGAGUAUAUUAUCUGUGACAAUACAACCAUUGUUACCUGUACUCUUGCAUAUGAUCUUACCUUGUUUUUAAUAGAAGAUGACACAUUAUGCACCAUUUCCAAUAUUUUUUUCAUGCAUGUUGAUUUGCUUGAGAUGAUGUUUAAAGCCAGCAGUUUUAAAAAUGUCUGGACAAGUGUCAUGUAGUAAUGUCUAUGGUGUGGGAAAUCAAGUGGCUUCCUGGAUCAGAACAAAGAUGGACAGGACUUUAGGACUUAAAAAUUUGUGUUGCUUAGUUAUUAGUAUCAGAAAGACACAUCAUUGAGGUAAUUUUACUAUGAAUCCCAAAUAUAAAUUGCAAAAAUGGCUUCUAGUUUUCACCCUGAUGGCAGAAUAAGAGUCAAGUAAAUUCUUUUUUUCCCUGAUGUCCAGGACACUUAUUAAAAAUGUUGCUUAUGGAUGGUAUUUAGAACAAAAAAAUAUUUCAAAGCAACAAGUACAAGCAGGGUGCUGACUAUUGGUGAGAUGGUCAGGUCAUUGGUCAGGAAUAUUGUUGGAAUGUAAAUUUUACUUUUUGGGGAAUUUUCUAGGAAUAUACAGUGCUACAGAUUUGCAUGUUUCUAAUGAUAGGCUGAAAAAGUGUGUAAACAUUGGCAGAUAUGUAAACAAAUUGAAGACAUUGAAAACUCUUCAUGUUUGAAUCAAUAAUAAGGAUUUUUUUAAAAGGUGCAUGUGUGCCCACCCAUUCAGCUUAACACACACAAAAAACAAAGAGAAGCAAUUUGCAUUAUCCUAGUUUUUAACAAAUAUUUGCUCCUAUCAUGUGAAACCAGCGGAGCUAUUCACAAAAGAGGAGAAAAAUAAUAUUAACAGAUAAUUCUAUAUGAACGGUGACUUAAAUAUUAGAGGCUGAUGUGGAGAUGGCAAAAAGUGCAUGUUUUCAUCUGUUUGUGCGCAUAUGCAGGCGUGAAUUAUAAUCAGAAUGAGCAGAGUUGCACAUUAUUGAAAAUAACCAUGUACCUAUAAUUGCUGUUAAUAUCCAAUCAUGUACUUUUUUUUUUCUUUUUUUUUUUUGGAAAGCUAUUACAAGAACGUGUAACAUUUUAAUUCUUUUUACAUUUCUGUUAACUCUUUGAACCCAGAAAGCCAGCCAGCACUUAAAUAGUAAUGCUUACUCUUCUUGUUUCUGAUACUGCUGGAUUGUUCAUUUUAAAUUUUAUUGUGUGCAUGAAGUGAGAAAGAGAAUACUGUAGUUAUGUGAAUUUCCAUGUUAUAGAGAUAACACUGCAUGCCAAAAUAUAAAACUGAUUAUCUGUCAAGUGAGACAAUGGAGAGAAGUAAAAAAUCAUGAUGUGACCCUGUACAAUGCAUACAAUGCAUUUGUGGUAGAGGCACAAAAAUAAACUCUAUAUCAGUUUGGCAAGUUGAUUUCUGAGGUAUCUUUGAUUUUUCAAGUUUAAAACAAACAAUUUUUAAAAUAGUCAGAAAAUGUCAGGGAGCCCUAGGUAAUGCUGCUGAAAGGCUUGUGAAGUCCGGGGUUCAAAGGGUUAAACCAUUUAUAUCUGCAUAGCUACAGUUUUAAAGUUUGAAUGUGAAAAUCACUUGGUGGUGCUGUUACAAUUUUCGUUAAACUACACUGACCAUAAAUCGUAUUACUACUUAAAGUGGCAGUUUUUUAAUGUGGUGAUGGCAUUUGUACAAAAAGAUGACUUUUAACAUUUAUUCUUCCCUAAAAUCAAUGAAAGAGUCUCUUUGACUUAAAAGGCAGCCUUUUGUUUUGUCUCAUAGGUUGUUUGUAAGCAACCGCUGUGUAAAUACUUGUAAAUACAUGUCAUUUUUUGGCUAUUAUUUUAUAAAGGUAACUGAAAAGAUUAAGGAGUUCUGGUAAAUUAGAAUGUUGAAGAAUAAGAGCUUUGGUAAAAGUAUAUCAAGACUAGAAAGAGUCCUUUUUCAAAAAGCUUUCUUUAAUCUGCAGAUAUUUCUGUCAGAUUAAGAUCGAUUUAGGUAAGAGAUAAAAACAGGUGAAAUAAAAUGGCUUUGAAUGCUAAGAAAGAUCUUCAUCUCUUGUAUUUCAUGACUGUGUUUGAAUGUUUACAUUGCUGAAUAGUUUGCUGUUUCUGUUUUAUGUUAAUUUCAGUGUUCCAUUAUAAUUAUUGGCAUGUAAAUUGCAAACUCUGGAAACAAUUUUUUUAAAGUUAUUCCUUUAUGAAAAUUGUAAAUUUUGCACUGUAAAAAUAUGCCAUUGUCUGCAUAAAAGUCAUGUUUGAUACAAACUGUUGAUGGACAUGUUAAAUUUCUGGGUAUGCAUUUACACAUUUAUCAGGGAUAAUACUCAGCACAACUGAGUAAAAGAAAGAUUUAUAGAAGGCUUUUUGUGGUAUGAAGUUUUUCAUGUUGCUGUGUUAGGGUAACUGUAGUUGGCUUAAACAUGCUGGACCCAAAAUGUGACUAUAGUCAUCAUGUAACCUUUAGUCAUAUCACAUAAACAGAACAGUAGUCAGAUUGACAAAGUAAAUUUCCAGAGAGAAAAAAAAAAUUAAAGAUACACUACACCAUCACCACAACCUUUUCUCCUAUACUAUUGAGUUUAAAAGUUGGUGACUACCAACAUCCAAGCAUUUACUCUGUCAUUUCCAGUGCACAAAGACUUCAAACGUAUGGUUAAGUGUCAAGUCUGUGAAUCCUGUUAGAACACAGAUAAACUUACAUCGCUGAAGAGACAGAACUACUUGUUAAGUGUGUCUGUUCUAAUAUGAAGGCAUGAAUUUUAUGCAGAGAAAUGGCGAUUAAAGGCUUGGAACUCACAAACAAAAGGGACUCUUGGCUAAGAUUGCAGGUAGUGUCUAAAGAAUAAACAGUAUUGUUUAAAAAAUUCACUUAAGCAGGCCUUUAACAUUUUUUGUGAUGGAAAAUCUUAACAGUUUCUUAGAUUCAAAUACUGGUUUCAUUGAUUUUACAUCUUUUAAAUCACAACCAUUAGCCAGUCUUUAAUAAAUUAUUUGAAAAUAAUGAUCAUGAAGGGUGCUUUACACAAUCCUGGGAUUGGUAGUUAAUAUCUUCAGACAGAAUAUUUUUUUUAGCUGUGUGCAUUCCCUCGGGAAGUAUAGUUCAUUGUGGAAGCAUAAAAAUAUGCUGCAUGUUUUGCCAUAUUUAGUUGCAUAAAGUAGCAUAUCAAAUUUGUCUCACUCCCAGUUGAUAUAUUAUUUAUAGCUACUGGCUAAUAAUCAGAAUUUUUCAGGUAUUAACGUCAGAAUUAAUCCAGUUUAUUUCCUCUGCUGUAUAACUCAUAGAAAAAUACAAAGGGUGAGAGAGAAUUUACUUAUUCAGUAAACUCACUUGUUUCUGUGAGGAGUUAGUCAUCAGUGUGAUAAAUGUUUUAAGUGUACAUUUUUUUAAAAACUCUUUGAAGUUCUAAGUUCUUUCCUUAAAACAUGCAUGGUUUCUUGACCAUAAAUAAUCAGUGAAAAUGUGAACAGUUAAGGAAAGGUUAUGUUACAAAAUAUUAUGAGUCACUUAGGUAACUGCCAUUCAUUUGUGAAAUCACAUUCCUGUUAGAGUAAUAGCUAAGUUUCUUCUCAUAUACUGAGUAAAACCACACUGAAGUAUGUGAACAUGUUAAUAUUUGAUUGCUAUGGUUAUUCUUAAAUGUGCACUCAUAGUUUCUCCCUCAAAAGUGCCUGUUGUAAAUAUCACAGUUAAGUCAAAAGUUUAAAGCUAUCAUAAGGAAGUUUCUAUUCUUUAAUUGUAGGAUUUUUAAUGUUCCCCCCGUAGCAUGAAAAGUUAAUUUGCUGCUUCAAGUAUUGUGAGCAGAUACUUAAAACUGUUUUUUUUUUUUUCUAAGACAAAACUUAGUCUAUUCAGUGUUUUGUACAAAUUGUUUAAUUAGUCAUGAUUAGGUUAAACUGCAUCCAAUAGUGAUUUCAGAUGAGUGGUAUGUUUAUUUUCUUAAAUAUGAGUAUGUUUUCAUGCAGUAUAUUGAUAUUAUCAUGUACUUAUACAAGGAGAGGGGUAUUUGAAAAUAUGAUUCAAGCUCUGAGCAAACCUUUAUUACCCUGAGUCAAGACAGAAGAAACUCUCUUUUGAUAAUUAGAAGUAGCUGCUUUCAUUUGUACAGAAAUAUUAAUACGGAAUCAAUAGUAACUGCUGCAACACUUAAGAUAGAAUGGUUGAAGAAAACAAAUAUUCAGUUACCAUUGAAAAAGAAUCAAGAAAUUGAGCAGUAUCAGAAAGAGGUUGUAAAUAUGCUUUGACAACUGCUUUCUACAACUUUCAUAAAGAGAAUAAAAUGCCGGACCAUUUUUUCUUUUUUUGGAGAAUUACAUAGGUGGGCAUAUGUUUGUGCUAAAUUUUAGUGUUUCAGUGCCAUCCUUAAAAGGAGGUGUACUUACUCUAAGGAAAAGCACAUUGUUUUCACACAAAAUGAAAGAAGAGGGGGCAAAAGCAUACUUUUUGCAAUAGUUUUUCCUUUUAAUAUUCUAUCCAUUUCAAGCUUGAUAUACUUAUGCAGACUUCUUUUGGGACAUUUGUGUUUUUCACUGCAGCACUAGAGUUUAUUAUUGUAGCCAAAAUGUGCAGUAGCAAGUUACACUAAAUUACAGCAAAGUAUAUAUCCUAAGGUGAAAUAUUUGGAUUUUAUUCUUAUGACUAUUCAUACUUAAAAAAAAAAAAAAGUUUGAAAAAUGACACAAGAAACAUGUCUUUGCAGAUAUUUUUUGAAAUCAAAAAGUUUUAAAUUGUAUGGUUGCUGGCAUCGUUGGAAGAAACACAUACCUAAAUGUAUCGUCAUCAUUUUAUUUCUCCAGUGUUGUUAUUUCAAACCUUUUGCAGAUUUUAUUUUAUAUGCUUUUGUAUUUUUUAAAUUUGCCUGUGGAUGUCACUUUGUGGAUUAUUAAUAUAAAUAAGUUUAAAUAUAUAGAAUAAAAAAAAUAAACUUCAUAAAAAACAAAGAUUGAUGUGCAGUCCUUCAUUUUACACACAAAACAAUAAACACUGCUGUCUGUUUUGCAAAGGGUAUUAUAAUUUAUUUACAGCAUUUAAAUAAGACAGUACUGAUUCUAUUAAUAAUAAUACAACAGAUGAUCACAGGAAAUUAGCAAGUGAUGCUUGAAAACGUGCAGCACUAAGAUGCAAGAAAUUAAAAAAGAAACAAACCAACAUAAACCUACACACUUAUAACCCACGAUAGCUUGUUUGAAACUAGCAAGUAACAUUUUCCAGGAAUAUUAAUAGAGAAUCAGAAAAAACAAGCACUUUCAUGUUUACUUCUUAUUUUCAUAUGCCAAUCCUAUGAUAAAUAUACCAUCUUUUCUCUAAAACAGAGUUCCAAAUACACUCAUAAAAUGGCAACACCAAAAAGUGCAUAGUUAUCCAUUUUAAUGUCAACAAUCUCUAUAACAUUACAUUUUCAACAUACUAGAAAUCUUGACAGUUGCUUUUUGAGACUGGAAAAUGUUUUCCCCAUGUGAAAGUAAGAUUUUCUAGUUAACCAUUCAUUUCUCUAUAACAAAAUGCCACAUACAAGAGAGGAGGAAUAAAAAGAUGAUUAAAAACUGAAUACUAGAAUGAGGAA